Messenger RNA from Musca vetustissima, 840 nucleotides. Its product is annotated as ficolin-1-like. The transcript has 6 exons. The record is from RefSeq and is a predicted model, not a curated record. NCBI's taxonomy places the organism in Eukaryota, Metazoa, Arthropoda, Insecta, Diptera, Muscidae. Bases 1 to 840 code for a protein of 279 amino acids.
AUGAAGGCAAUUGUUCUAUUCGCAUUAGUAAUCGUACAGAUAAUAACCGACAAUGUGGCGGACGGCAAAUUCGUUGCCUCCACAGCCCGAAACACCACCACCCACACUAAAGAACAGAACAAUACCAAUGACUUAGUUCAAAAAAUUGAUGCCCUCUUGGCGGAGACGAAGGAGAUAACUCAGAAAAUUGAUGAUUUAACCAAAAGGCAAGAGGAACUGGAAGGGAACAUGGCAAAAAUAGUGGAGCAACAAAUGUCAUCGAUGAAUGUCACCCUGAAGGAGAAAGACAACCUUGAGAUUUUGCGAAAUUGGACAACAAUUGCCAGACGCAUGGACGGCUCUGUUAAUUUUUACCGAGGUUGGAAUGAAUAUAAAUUUGGUUUCGGCAAUCCACCUCACGGCGAAUUCUUUAUUGGCCUAAAGAGAUUGCAUGAAUUGACGACAGCCGUUCCAAACAUCGAACUUAAAGUGAUUUUAAGAGAUUGGAAGGGUGAAGAACGUUACGCUCACUAUGAUGGCUUUCGAGUUGGAAAUGAAACCGAGAAAUAUAAACUCAAGGCACUAGGCAAAUACAGUGGCACUGCUGGUGAUUCCUUGUCAUCUCACAAAGGUGUGAAGUUUUCUACCUUCGAUGAGGAUAAUGAUAAAAAUGGUGCUGAUUGUGCCAAGUCUCGGAGUGGUGCUUGGUGGUUUUAUAAUUGUUCGUACAGUCAUCUAUUUGGACCAUAUAGAAAAGGAAAGAAUAUAAAUUCAGUUGGCAUUGAUUGGUAUCAUUGGAAAUAUACUCAUGAUUAUUCAUUUAAAUAUGCCGAAAUGCUCAUUAGAGCAAAACGGGCAUAA